AUGCGUAAAUGGACACUCACAGUGAGGGGGGAGCUAGGGUUGGCCGCCGGCGGUAUUCCGGCAGGCGGUCCGGCCGGGGAGGGGUGCACCAGGUGGCGGGGCUCCGGGGAACUCCACGACAGGCGGCGCAGGGCGGCCGGAGGUGCGGCGGCGGCGUACGGAGCCGCUAACUCCCUUGCGGUUUGGUGUUUUCCAACAGCUGCCGGCGGCGACGCGACGGCCGGGGCUGGUCGGGGCCGGUCGGGGACGAUGCCGGGGGUCGAGGCGGUGGCCGAGCUUGCGUCGGCGGGCGGCGGCGAUGCCGGGAGUGAGAGGCGGCCCAGCGCUGGCGCCGCUACAGCACAAGGCGGCGGCAGGGCACCUGCGGCGGCCGGCGGCGCUCAAGGGUGGCCGGGGUUGGUGGCGUGGUGCGCCGGACAGUCGCGGAGACCUCCGGCCGUCGGACGGCGCGGCGUCACACACCGAGCCACCCAGCUUCGGCCUGGGUGGUGUCCAUGGGGCGCAGGCGGCUACGGCGCUCCGGCGGCGCACGGCGACGGUGGGGUCGGCGGGGACGUGCCGGGGGGGUGUCUGGGUCGGGGGCACACCUCACUCGAGGCUGGCCGGCUCAGGGGGUGCUGGGUACAACCUCGGCCAAGGUGGAGGGAGGGAGGAAGGUUGGAGCUUGGGAAAUCUUUCCGGCGACGGCGCGCUGCGCGCGCCGGGGUGCAAGCACGGUGGGCAGGGGCUCCUAGGUGGCUGGCACAGGGAGGGGCGAUAGGUUAG
This is a messenger RNA of Ananas comosus (pineapple), 765 nucleotides long. Its product is annotated as spidroin-1-like. The transcript has a single exon. The coding region runs from base 1 to 765 and encodes 254 amino acids. The record is from RefSeq and is a predicted model, not a curated record. Lineage: Eukaryota; Viridiplantae; Streptophyta; Magnoliopsida; Poales; Bromeliaceae.